Salarias fasciatus (jewelled blenny) is the source of this 669-nucleotide messenger RNA. Its product is annotated as serum amyloid P-component-like. The record is from RefSeq and is a predicted model, not a curated record. NCBI's taxonomy places the organism in Eukaryota, Metazoa, Chordata, Actinopteri, Blenniiformes, Blenniidae. Bases 1 to 669 code for a protein of 222 amino acids. The transcript has 3 exons.
AUGGAGAAACUGUUGAUCUCAGUUUUCCUGUUUGGAACUUGUUGGGCAGCACCACAAGAUCUGUCGGGCAAAGUGUUCGUCUUUCCCAAAGAGACAGAUCGUGCUCAUGUGAAACUUCUGACCACCAAAACUAAUAUUGAGUCUGCAACCGUCUGUCUCAGGUUCUUAACAGACCUCACCAGGAGUUACGGGCUCUUCUCGUUGGCCACAGUCGCGCAGAGCAAUGGCUUUCUGCUGUUCAAGCCAGGUGACGUGGAAACCAUCGAGUUGGCUGUCAGCGGCACGAGUAUAUACUUCCGAUCACUGUCCUUCCCUCAGAAUAAUUGGCACAACAUCUGUGCAACCUGGAGCAGCAACGGGAUAGCUCAGGUGUGGGUGGAUGGCAAACCCAGUGUCAAGAGAUACGUAGACAACGUCUCUCUGGUUGGACCGCCCAUCACCAUUCUGGGUCAGGAACAGGACAGCUACGGCGGGGAUUUUGAUCAGAAGCAGUCUUUUAUCGGCAUGAUCUCCGACGUCCACAUGUGGAACCACGUUGUUCAGGCUUCUGACAUCAAACGCUACGCUGCUGGGAAGAGCUUCACACCGGGGAACGUGUUCAACUGGAAAGCUCUGGAUUUUGAAAUUGAAGGGAUGAUCUUAGUAGAAGAUGAGACUGAAGUCAUGUGA